Messenger RNA from Hipposideros armiger (great roundleaf bat), 2664 nucleotides. It is a transcript of the gene PLEKHS1, whose product is annotated as pleckstrin homology domain containing S1. The record is from RefSeq and is a predicted model, not a curated record. The transcript has 12 exons. The coding region runs from base 107 to 1411 and encodes 434 amino acids. NCBI's taxonomy places the organism in Eukaryota, Metazoa, Chordata, Mammalia, Chiroptera, Hipposideridae.
AGAGCUCAGAGUGGGUAGGGGUGAGUUCAGGGGACCCAGAGGCAGAGCACUUUGCAGAGGACUGUACCAGUGAUCUCCUGGCCUCCAGUGAGAACAGACAGCCACAAUGGAACCCAGACCUCAGAAGAGUCCAGGCAAACAACUUACCUAUUCUUAUGAAAAUGAAGUCUGCAAACAAGAUUACUUUAUUAAAUCACCACCCCCUCAGCUUUUCUCCUCCGUGAACUCUUGGAAAAGGCGGUAUUUCAUUCUGUCAAGGAAUGGGGAAAAGGGCUUUAGUCUUUCCUAUUACAAAGACAAUCAUCACAGAGGGUCCAUUGAAAUUGAUCGAAGUUCCAAUGUAGAAGUUGGCAUAAGUAGCCAUGAAAAAAUGCAGUCCGUCCAGAAGAUGUUUAAAUGCCAGCCUGAUGAGGUGAUGUCCAUCACAACCACUAGCAGGGAAUAUGUCCUCAUUAGCUGUGAUAGGGAGAAGAUUAAAGACUGGGUCUACUUCAUGUCAUCAUUUUGCGGGGGAAAAGCAGCACACCAGAAUACAGAGCUUUUAAUGGAAAAUAGUUCUCCAGGACUCAGACGAGCUCAUCUACCACAAGAUUUCUUGUUGGAGACCACUGAAGAUACAGAAGAAGAGAAUCAUUAUAUGAGUCCUCGAAGUGUUCUUUUGGCGUUGGAUAAUAUUAUUGCAUCUGCGGAUUCUGGUGAACCUGUUGAACCUGGCAGUCCAGAUGAGGCCUCCAAGAAAAUUGAGCACCAUUACAUGUCAAUGAAAUCCUGUUUUUUCAAAAAGACAACUGAUGAGCCUGCUGAUAGCAAAGAAGAACCCCAGACCCUCCCAGAGACCCAGGAUGGGGGGCUCCACCUGCAAGAGCAAGGCUCAGGAAGUGACUCUCAUCUUCCACCUGCCGAAACGGAGGCACAGACCACGAAUGACAAAAAAGGGACCGCCUCACUCACUGUUGUGCAAUUGUCUAUAUUAAUCAAUAACAUCCCUGAUGAAAGCCAAGUGGAGAAGCUGAACGUAUUCCUUUUUCCUCCUGACAUCAUAAAUUAUUUGUCUCUCACAGAAGCUGUGGGACGGAUAUGUGUGGCCCAGUGGGAAGGCCCCCCACGCCUGGGAUGCUUAUUUUUUCACGGAGAUCACCUUUUGGCCAUAAAUGACCUGCAGCCCCACACCCUGGAGGAGGUCUUCUUGUUUCUCAGCCGUUCCAACAGGAAGGAGACAGUAAAACUCACCAUCGGCCGGAUCCCAAAUUCAGAGAAAUUCCACACUAUGACCUGUACGUGCCCCUUAAAAUACCAAGAUGGUGUACCUUUUCAACUGGAUACGCCUAAACUGGAAACACUGAAGAGGAGUCCAGCCAUUAAAAAGGGUCAGCAGAAAAGAACUGGAGAGUCACAUGAUGGGACCCUCUGAUGGGAUGAUCAUGGGACCUGGACUCUGUGCUGGGCUCUGCCACUUUGUGCUGGGUGAUAUGAGGCAAGUCAGCACACCGCUCUGAAUUUCCGCAUCCACGUCUUAACAUUGGGGUAACUGUGUCUUCUCUGGCUACUGCUUCAGGGAUGUGGAGAGGGCCGAGUGGGCCAAUGACCAUGGAACACAGGGAAAAUGUAAGGCCUUAUCUCAGACUUUGUCCCAAGCACCACAGACUGGGAUUGGGCAAGUCGCUCAUCUGAAAAACAUGCUGUGUGUUCUGUCAGGUCAUGGUCCACCCAACCCCUACUUCAUUAGGGAACCUACAGUGGGAAACAUUCAUUCCAGGAAGGCGAGAUUCCCGAGAAAUAUCUGAUACCAUAUCAGCCUUCGCAAACACCCGCUAAUCUUCAUGCUCAUAGUCCAGAAUCCCGAUACAGUGUGGCCUCUUGGAUUCAAUGAUUAUCUGGCUUUCUUAAAGACCCCGUAACUAUUUUACAAAUCAAAGCAGUUUUGCGUCACUCCCAGCAAAGCUCUGCAUGCUCUACAGGGAAUAAGAGAACUACUUUGCACUUCUGAGUUUGGAAAUUCUUACCUAACCGAUGCAUUCGCUAAUCGAUCCUGGAAGACCAAAAACAUUAAAUCCUUUUUCAUAACUAGGAAAACCAAGGCAGAGAGCUAAAGGAUUCAUCAAAUUCAGGAAUGUUAGCGCAAAAGGGAGUUUCAAAAGAUCGUACCAUGGUGUCAUUUUGCAUGGGACGAAAUCAAGGCCUCAAAUGUUUAAUGAUAUACUUUCUUGAUGGCUCCCAGUUUCACAGCUGUUUAGUGGCAGAACCAAGAAUCUAAAAGCAGCCCUGAGAAACAAAUGUUCUGAUCCUCACACUAUGUUUGGAUUCAGAUUUGAAAAAACCUUCAGCACAUAGAGGAGACAGUUAAUUUUCUGUUAUCCAGAUUGUGCAGAAAGUAUUUAAACUUCUCAUUCAUAUGCCCUAUUAGACCUACUGUUUUGUUUAUUUGUUUGUUUGUUUUUUAAACUGGGUUGGAGUUAAGACUCUGCUCCUGCCACCGUUUCUUCACCCUCCCCACCACCCUCUGUUUUACUGAGACGUAAUUGACAUAUAACAUUGUAUUAGUUUAAGGUGUAAAACACAAUGAUUUGACAUAUGUGUGUUUACCUACGGUUUCUACUUCUAGAAAUUUAUCCUGCAGAAUUACUCACACACGUGCACAAGUAUAUCUGUGAAAAAUGUUCACUG